Mercenaria mercenaria is the source of this 444-nucleotide messenger RNA. RefSeq lists its product as uncharacterized. The transcript has 3 exons. Bases 119 to 376 code for a protein of 85 amino acids. The record is from RefSeq and is a predicted model, not a curated record. Gene Ontology annotation, molecular function: protein binding. NCBI's taxonomy places the organism in Eukaryota, Metazoa, Mollusca, Bivalvia, Venerida, Veneridae.
CAACACAAGGAACUGAAAGGAACAGGAUAACUGGCAAAUAUAGAUGCCCUACUUAUGUUAUCAGACAGAAUAAUUCCUUGUCACUGACGUAAAUCUUAAACAUUUCAAAACAAGCACCAUGAAGACUGAAGCAGUAUUAUUCCUGAUAUUUCUAACAGGCAUAUCAAGCAGACCAAGGCGGUUCCUUGACUGUGAUGAUUUUGAUUGUUCAGAUCCGGUUUCCCCAGUUUGCGGAAGUAAUGGACAGACGUACGCAAGUCAAUGUGAAAUGGACAUGGAAAAUAAAAGAAGAGUCUGCUGGAUUGGCCAUUAUAACAUGAUAAUGAAAGUGAGGGAUGGACCUUGUGAUUCUACAACCACUGCCACAGUCGCUUAACAAUUGAUCUUACUUCUUUAUUAUUCAAGUCUUGUCUCAAAGUAAAUGAAAUUAAUAUUUUACAGCUC